GCAACUUAGGACGAACGAAAUGAGCUGCCCCAGAGCUGCUACAAAAUGCUGGAUGGACACCUUCUCCUGGGAUGGUUAUCAUUUACCAUUAUAGUGCAUCUUAUCAGCUUGCCUGGACCGAGCACAGCUUACUUCGGGCUGACAGGUAAUGAACCCCUGUCCAUUCUGCCACUGACCUCACAGCCAGACGAAAGGGCAGGCAAGGCACACUACAAGCUGUGUGAUCGACUCAAACUGGAGAAAAAACAGCGCAGAAUGUGCAGACGGGACCCUGGAGUGGCUGAAACUCUCAUGGAGGCCAUUAGCAUGAGUGCCUUGGAGUGCCAGUACCAGUUCCGCUUUGAGAGAUGGAACUGCACCUUGGAGGGCCGCUUCAGGGCUCACAUUUUAAAGAGAGGCUUCAAAGAGACGGCAUUCCUCUAUGCCAUCUCUUCAGCAGGCCUGACCCACGCCAUGGCCAAAGCCUGCAGCGCUGGACGCAUGGAGCGCUGCACCUGUGAUGAGGCUCCUGACCUGGAGAACCGCAAGGCUUGGCAGUGGGGUGGCUGUGGAGACAACCUCAAGUACAGCAACAAAUUUGUCAAAGACUUCUUGGGUAAGAGGUCCAACAAGGACCUCCGCGCCCGGAUAGACAUGCACAACAGCAAUGUAGGAAUGAAGGUCAUCAAGGCUGGGGUGGAGACCACCUGUAAGUGCCACGGAGUUUCAGGUUCGUGUACCGUGCAAACAUGCUGGAGGCAGCUGGCACCCUUUCAUGAAAUUGGUAAGCAGCUCAAACAGCGUUACGAGACGUCAGUCAAAGUUGCCAGCUCCACCAAUGAGGCAACUGGGGAGGGGGAAAUCUCCCAGACCCGAUCCCAGGGGCAACAGUCCCUUCCAGGCCCUCGACCGGACCUCAUUCCCCGCACCCCCGAUCUUCUUCACAUUGAGGACUCGCCGAAUUUUUGCAAGCUUAGCAAAUAUUCAGCAGGCACCUCGACCCGCAAAUGCUACAAGGAUAAGAACUGCGAGGCCAUCUGCUGUGGCAGGGGGCACAACACUCAGAGCCGAGUGGUGACGAGACCGUGCCAGUGCCAGGUGCGCUGGUGCUGCUAUGUUGAAUGCAAACAGUGCACACAAAGAGAAGAGGUUUACACCUGUAAGGAGUAAAAACCAUCACAAUCAUGCAGAAUAUCUUUCACCAGUCUAGGAACAGUGGAGAGAAAUGAAUGAGUGGAAGCCAAAAAGAAAGAAGAAGUGAAAACUUUAGGUGGAUUCCCUUGUCCUAGUUUGGGGAAAGGUCUCAAAGGCAUCAAAUUAGUCUAAAAAAAGAUGAAAGCACUUUUUGAGGGGUUUUGCAGGGCGUAUUAUUUUAUUAUUAUUAUGUUUUUUUUUUCUGUUUUCCAUGUGGAGCAGUGUGAAAGCUGUGUACUAUACCAAGCCUAAGGAAAUGGUCUACAGUUUUAAGCGACACUUUGGAACUAAAUAAAACAUUUCACAGAGUAAUUUGUCUGCCAAAAUAUCAAUCAGCUGCAAAGUCCAGUCUUGAACAGACAAUUAUUGGUCCAAUGAUUUGAAUAAUAGCUUGAAAUGUCUCAAGCCGUAUGUGUAAAAGUAUGUGAUUCUAUGUGACUUAAUUCCAAAUGAUUUAAUUUGGAGAUGGAAUUUGCAAUGACAAAAUGAUGUCAGAUUUAUCCUACAUGCACAUGUAUUCUACACCCACACAAGAGUGUGUAUGCAUAUGUACAUAGAUUAAAUUACAUUAUAAUUCUAUUAUAUACAUAGAUAAAAUUACAUUAUAAUUCUAUUAUGUACACCACUUAUCUAAGUUUGUUAAAUAACCACUAACCACACAAAUGUUUUAUUGUUUGUGUGCUUGCAUUUGUGUUGUAUCUUUCUCUUUGACAAGGCCCUUAGGAAAGCAAUACUUUUGAUUUGUGUUUUUUCUGUGGAUAUAAUUUGUGGAACACCGCAAGGAAUAGUUCUUGCAAGGAAUGAAAAUGAUUUGCUUUUACUUUUUUUUCUUCUUUUUUUUUCUUUUGCUUGACAGUGGAAGUCUUUGCCAGUCUAUUUAAGAUUUAACUCUGCCUUAAAUGAACUCUACAAAUGACUGUUCAGGGAACAAGUGAAACCACUAUGCACCAUUCGAUGGUAAAGAAAUCCUGGAGAUAUCACAAUGAGCAUUAGUCUCCAUGAUUUAGGCUUCCGCUUGAUGACAGAUCUGUCCAUCCUCAUUUAAAGCUGCUGAUUCAGUGCUGUAAUCGUUGCAGCAGUGCUUUUCAGGACAAUGCUAGUUAAAUAUGAAAUAUGCUAUGGUUCAUGGUCACUUAAUGCUCUGUCAGUUUCACAGAAAACUGGAGGGAGCAAAUAAAUGUUGAGAAUAAACAUGACAGCAAAUGUGGGCCAGUAAUCUGCUUUGGAAAGAAAGAAAUUUCCCCUUUUCUGCAAUGUAUUUCUAGGGGGAAAUAAUUAACCUCAGAGAUAAUACAUUUUCCAGAUAUUUAUGAAAAUAAUGGUCGACAGUUUUUAGAUUAAAAUGCCCAUGCUCGUAAAUCAAUCAGUGGUUCUUCUAAAAUUACUGUUACAUUGAAUCAAUUCACAAUUGUUGAGAGGCUGAACACAACAUUUUUUUUUAAUAUAUGAAUGUCCAUAUAUUGUAAAAUAGAACAAGUUCCAUAUUUUUGAAAAUUAUUUAACAUAACAGCUGGGAUGCUUUGUGACCUAAUGACAAGAUCUAAGUUUCUGAUCAGACUUUUAAUAAUUUAAAACACCGAAUUUUGACAAUGUAUGACUUUGUAUUCAGAUCACCAAACUCUGUUGAGAUCCACUUAGUGUAAAUAAAUUAUAUAGAAACAAAGAUAUGACAACAUAUAAAAAUUAAUUAUAUAUGCUCUUUAUUUUUUAUUUUUUGUUUAGUGUGAAUGAACUACUGAGUGAGAGACCGACAAAAAGAAAAAAAAAUGGCACCAUUCACGCACUGAAGCUUGGAAAUCUUUUAUUUAUUAUUUUUUAAAAGUUGUAAAUAGCUAUGGUUAUUAUCCUGUGGCAUACAGACAAAAGUGAGGCACAUGCAUACCGCUUACAUGCAUUUGGACAAAAGUUUCCAGAAUACUGAUGUUUAGAUCUGUCAAACUUGAUGUUUUAAGUUCAAUUACAUUCAAACUGUUUUUCCCCAAAACUUUGUAUGACGUGCCAAGUUCAGUGCCUUGUAAAUAAAUGUUAUGCUGUUACGAAAUUAUCCUCAGAAAGCACACAUAUGUCGCUAUGAUCUCUGUGAAAGUAUGUGUCAUCUGGAAAGCACUGUAUUUUAUUUUAAAUCUUAUUUGUGUCAAAUCUUUAAAAGUAGCAAAUAUACGUUUUGUUAAUUUUUGAACAAAUGUUGCGAAAACGUAUGGUGGACGAUUCAACUAGUAAUGUUUUGGUGAUAUAUUGAAGAUAAGCAAAUGCUCAACUAUAAAUAUACAUCCACAAAAAUAUGAAAAAGUCAAACAUGAGAGCACUACAAAAUAAAAUAGUUGUAUUAUUAUUUUGUCUAAAAAUAUCGAAACAUCCAUAAAUCAAGAUACAAACUUGUGCAAAUUUGCAUACAAUCUAAAGUAAAAAUGUUUAUAUAAUGCCUGCCAAAAAUGCUGAUAUUCCAUACUGAGUGAUAAAAAUAAUUCAGAUAAUAAUUUGAUGCGAAAUUUAAAUAGAAAAUCAAGGGGUGUACGAGUACAUGGGAAAUAAUUCUGUCAGAGAAGGGAUUCAUUUUUGGUAACACUUUACUUAAAGCCUUUACGUAUAAUGCAUUAUACAGUAAAAGCAUUUUUACAUCUGAAAUUCAUUUGUUUGCACCCUAUAAUGCAUUGUAUGGACUCAUUAAUAAGUGUUACCACAGUCAUAAUACAUUAUAAUCCAUGAAAAACACAUAUAACGGAUUAUAAUGUACUUUAUGAAUACCUUAAAAUGCAUUAUACAUAAAGGCUUUUAAAAAAAAAUCUGUUACCCAUUUUUUAUUUUGUUUAAUCUAAUGAGCUGAAUUCCAAGUAGUUGAUGUGGAGAAAUGCAAAUUAAAGAAUGCUUGGAAACACAAACACCUUAGCACAUUACAUGGAAACCAGCAAUGACAUACUUAUGGGACGCAAUUCUCCUCAGAUGCCAGUUCACGUCACAGCUCAAUAAGUAUUUUGACCAACAAUGUAGAUAUCAUAUAUAGUUGCAUUUUUGGCAUGCUGCAUGUUCUCCGUAAUCAGUAAUCUUUUUUUCAAUGACAGAAGGCUUUUUUUAGAUUUUCCUUUUUUUACUUUUUUUGUUGUUGUUGUCUUGGUUCCUUAAUCUUACUUUCCAAUGCAACCUGUAUAAAAUGUAUUUGGUAGGGGGAAAAGGACACAGAGACAAUAUGUAACUUAUUUUUUAAAUGUUUUAUGAGCAUGUGUUAUUUGUACAUUUUGUAAAGUUCAAGAUGAUUUUCUAUAUAUUUUUUUUUCUUUGUCUUGCAUUUGGCCUAUAAUUGGGUAUUUGCUUUUUGGGGUUGAGGUAUAUGUUUUCCCCUCUCAGUGUAAUUGUUCCUGAUGGUCAAAAUAAAUAAUUCCCCCAAGAUAAAGACAAAUGCCAACACUCUAAAUUUUAAUUUUGCCUUUAUGUCUGAAACUUUUCCUUAUUCUAUUAUAAGGAAUGCAUACCAAAGAGUAAGAAUAUUAGCAUGUAAUAAUACUAAACUUCAACACCCACAGUAAGACUAUAUAUAUCCCAGUUAACUGUAGCAAUCUCAUUCUUUGUAGCAAAACGGUAAUACUGAACAAUUUUAUAGUACUAUAUUGAUUAUUAAAUCAAAUAAACAUAACGUUAAGAACCAGCAAGUGAGUUCAUUGUUUAGACUUGCAUUCAUUAAGAGUGGAUCACAGACACUUAGAAUUUGACCAAUGCUAUUUUUUUCUCUCUCUUAAAUUCUAAUGGCCUGGUCACUAUUCUGAUAUUUGUCAGGGUUUGUGCAAUGCUGCAACUAUUAAAAUGCAUUAUUUUUCUUUUAAGAGCAGAGAUUUUUCAGUAGUUUGUCUUUGUCCACUUUUUCUUGUCUUAUUGGAAACUAAUUUCCUCUAAAUUAUUUUCCUCUACCUCAUGUGUAUAGCUUGUAGGUAUAAACUGAUCAUGAAUGACUGGUAAGAAUGUAUUUAAGUUAUUUAACAUCUUUGUAUAACAAAGGCAAGAAAAUCUGAAAAUAAUAAAAGAUUUUUUUUAAAGAA
Messenger RNA from Pimephales promelas (fathead minnow), 5201 nucleotides. RefSeq names its product wingless-type MMTV integration site family, member 9A (gene wnt9a). Gene Ontology annotation, molecular function: cytokine activity; frizzled binding. Lineage: Eukaryota; Metazoa; Chordata; Actinopteri; Cypriniformes; Leuciscidae. The record is from RefSeq and is a predicted model, not a curated record. Gene Ontology annotation, cellular component: extracellular region. Gene Ontology annotation, biological process: canonical Wnt signaling pathway; multicellular organism development; neuron differentiation.